Molecule: messenger RNA, 3501 nt
Organism: Polyodon spathula (Mississippi paddlefish)
Lineage: Eukaryota; Metazoa; Chordata; Actinopteri; Acipenseriformes; Polyodontidae
Product: C-terminal-binding protein 2-like
Exons: 9
Coding region: 65-3121 (1018 amino acids)
Molecular function (GO): oxidoreductase activity, acting on the CH-OH group of donors, NAD or NADP as acceptor; transcription corepressor activity; NAD binding
Source: RefSeq, a predicted model, not a curated record
GAAGACUUGAAAGAAAACACCCUGCUCUUUUUUUCUCUUUAAAGCUGUGUUCUUUUUCUCUUCAAUGCCUGUUUCCAGUCAGCAAUCCACAAGUAUCGGGCGCUCUCAGAGCUGGGACGCUGCUGGGUGGCAUGAGGGGAAUUGGGAAGGGGAAAACAGCUACCAGUACAACCCCAGGGCACCAAGACGGAGAAACGGGGGAAACGGUGGUGGGGGCUGGGACGAGCCGCACCCAGAGUCACAGCGGAGCGAACUGGAGCGCAAGAGGGAACCUUAUUCCUACCACGACUCUCUGUACGACCAGGGCUACCCUGAGAGGCAUGAGCAUCAGCUUGUGAGGAAGAGCUCAGUCCCGGACCUGAACAGCUACUACGAGAGGCAAGCAGACGCUGCCAUGACGGGAAGGUGCUCCGUGCCUCCUCAGGAUUACUACCACCAUGACCCUGCAAUAGCAGCCCAGCCACCUGAAGAUCCUCGAGGCUUUUAUAAGGGGGAGCAGCAAAUGCUUAGCAGAUCACCUGCGCAUUAUGGGAUAACCAGUGGGGGACGACCAACUUGGGAUCAAGGACAAUCCAGGCCUCCCCCCACAUCCCCAACGGCUCACGAGAUGAGCCGAAUGUACAGGGAAUCUGCAGCCUCUAAGAUGAUAUCAGACGGGCAGCACAUACGGAGCAGGGACUCUUCUCUUACCAGGUACGGAGUAGAAACAGCAAUUCCCAGGUACGGGGCCGAACCACCCCCUAUGAGUGGCCGCUCUGUCUACAACGACGUCAAUGGCCGUUACUUGGACUCCCAGCAUGCCACAGCCACCUCCUUGGUGGUUGAUCCAGCCAACCAGGCUAUGGACGGCAACCUGGAGAACCAUCAUCGUGGGCUUGGGAUGAGGCAGGAGGGCGCCAACUGUUAUAGCUCAGCAGCCGGGCAGAAAAUGGGUUACGAUGGUUACGAUGGCAGUGCUCAACACCCGCUACAGUCCACCAGAAUGGGGGAAUUGAAGAAAAACAUGGAUUCUGAUUUUGUUGCUCUGCUACGGGCCGAGGGCCUCUCGGAGAGCACUAUUAGCGGCCUCCUCCAGCAGGGCUUCGACUCGGCCGGCCUCCUGGCCAUGAUGGAGGAGAAUGAUGUGCGUUCAGUGGCGCCCAACCUCGGGCAAGCCCGCGUGCUGUCCCGCGUGGCUCACAACUACAAGAUGGAGCUGCAGCGGCAGCACGAGGCUCCAGUUGGCGCACAUCAGCGUGGGCGGACUCGCUCCAACAGCUUCAGCAGCCGCAACGACAUCUACCACCAGCAGCAGCAGCAGCAGCAAAACAUGGAACCCAGCGCCCUGCAGCAGGCGCCCAUCUCCAUGCAGCCUGCCUCAUCCAGGAUGGGGGAGGUCAUUGGCAGGAGGCCCUCCAGCGCCCCCACUCAGCACUUGCUGGAAACCGCCACCUAUGGCCCUGGGAUGAGUGCGCGCACUCCUUUCCCGGCCAGUCCCGGCAGCUACAACAAACCCGUUUCCCAGAACCACCCCACGUCAGCCUAUUCUGCCAACUCUGGGAUCGCCAUGACCACUACGCAGCAUCCCAGCCUUCUGAGCUCGUCCCCAAAGACGGCGUACUCCACUAACUACACCAUACCCAUGGAGCUCAUGAAGAGAGACCGCAGCCUGCCUGCCAUGUCACCCAUGCUCAGCCCUCACUGCAGCCCUCAGCCCCUCCGCAAGGGACCCCAGCAGGAGGCCACCCUGAAGCCCAGCGGCUCCACCCUCCAGGUGCAAAACGUUAACACUGCCAACCAGAACCUCACCCGGCGCACAGGGCCGCCAGUCAUCAUCUCCACAAUGGCAUCGCCUGACACAAGUAUCCGCCCCCAGAUCAUGAACGGCCCCAUGCACCCCAGGCCCCUGGUGGCGCUGUUGGACGGGAGGGACUGUACGGUGGAGAUGCCCAUUCUCAAAGACCUGGCAACGGUAGCCUUCUGUGAUGCCCAGUCCACACAGGAGAUCCACGAAAAGGUGCUGAAUGAAGCGGUGGGCGCCAUGAUGUACCACACCAUCACCCUGACCCGAGAGGACCUGGAGAAAUUCAAGGGUCUGAGAGUCAUCAUCCGAAUAGGCAGCGGUUACGACAAUAUCGAUAUCAAGGCAGCCGGCGAGCUCGGGAUCGCGGUGUGUAACAUCCCCUCUGCGGCAGUGGAAGAGACGGCCGACUCUACGCUCUGCCACAUCCUGAACCUGUACCGGCGGAACACGUGGCUGUACCAGGCGCUGCGCGAGGGCACGCGUGUGCAGAGCGUGGAGCAGAUCCGCGAGGUGGCGUCGGGGGCCGCGCGUAUCAGGGGGGAGACGCUGGGCCUCAUCGGCUUUGGGCGCACUGGGCAGGCGGUAGCGGUCCGGGCGAAGGUGUUUGGCUUCAACGUGAUUUUCUACGACCCGUACCUGCAGGACGGGCUGGAGCGGUCGUUGGGCGUGCAGCGCGUCUACACCCUGCAGGACCUGCUGUACCAAAGCGACUGCGUCUCACUGCACUGCAACCUCAACGAACACAACCACCACCUGAUCAACGACUUCACCAUCAAACAGAUGAGGCAGGGCGCGUUCCUGGUGAACUCUGCACGGGGCGGCCUUGUUGACGAGAAAGCCCUGGCCCAGGCUCUAAAGGAGGGGAGAAUACGGGGGGCAGCCCUGGACGUCCACGAAUCAGAGCCUUUCAGUUUUGCCCAGGGCCCUCUGAAAGAUGCUCCUAAUUUAAUCUGUACACCACAUACUGCCUGGUACAGUGAGCAGGCAUCGCUGGAGAUGAGGGAGGCAGCUGCCUCAGAGAUUCGACGAGCCAUCACUGGUCGCAUUCCGGACAGCCUUAGAAACUGUGUGAACAAGGAGUUCUUCAUCACCACCUCUCCCUGGUCAGUCAUGGACCAGCAGGUUGUCCAUGCAGACCUCAACGGCGCCUCCUACAGAUACCCCCCUGGCAUGGUCGGGGUGGCGCCAGGAGGAAUCCCAGGCGCGAUAGAGGGCAUGGUGCCGGGCGGGCUGCCAGUGCCUCACAGCCUGCCCACAGUCACACACCCCUCGCAAGCCCCCUCGCCGAACCAGCCCACGAAGCACGGAGAAAACAGACAGCAUCUAACCGAGCAAUAGCACUUGAACGAGAGCGCUCAAACCUACACUCACCUGGGACCAAGAGACACUGAGCACAACCAUCGAGACACAGCACUGGGAGCGGGGGCAUGCUCCACCAACCUGGACUCUUCCUUUCAUUUCCUUUAUUUUGUUGCUUAUUAUUAUUAUUAUUAUUAUUAUUAUUAUUAUUAUUAUUAUUAUUAUUAUUAUUAUUAUUUUAUUUUUUGGGGAUGUUCCAGUGUUACGAACAAGUACAUGAUGGUGAGAAACAAGCUGUGAUGAUGCUAAGCCCCUUUGAAAAGUCUCUACGCAGAAGUACCUCGCCGUCAACUUUUCUGUUAGUUAAUGUGUGAUUUUGUGUUUCCUCUCGGUUUCUUCUCUUUUUGACUCCAAACGUU